AAACAUUCUAGUUCAGCACAGUACAGAGCUUUCUCUCUCUUAAAAAAAAAAAAAAAACAACCAAAGCUAUAUAUAUAUUAUUAAUAAUUAUAUAAAUUAUGUUUAUUUAUUGUUAUAAUAUUUUCCGCUCUCAGUGUGCAUUAGUAUUUUAUUAAACUCAGCAAAACCUGCUGAUUUUCAUUUCUGCUAAAAUUGGCGAUAUAUUCCGAUGAAAGAUUGGAAGAUUUUUUCUCCGAUAAAGGAUUGUUUUUAGUUUUCUUGGACAUUUUUUUAAUUGGAAAAAUCAGUUUCUUGGAUUAUCGACAUUGAUUGUGGAGCUAGGGUUUGAAUUCGAUUGAUUUUCCCUAAGUUUUUGUAAGCUCCGGUAAAGAUUUUUCGGAGAUACUAACGGCGACAGAGGUGGUGGUGGUUGUCGGUGAGUGGGUGGAAAUGGGAGGUGAGGUAUUUAAGACGGAGGAAGAAGAGGUGGUGAGGGAUGAGGAGGAGGAGGAAGAGAGGCUGAGAGAGGAGGAUGAAAUGGUGGCGGUACAGAGGAAGUAUUCGGCGGUCGGAAGUUUCCCACAGACGAUGAAAGUGGUGGUUGUGGGGUACGCUUUGACGUCCAAGAAAGUUAAGAGCUUUCUACAGCCCAAAUUGGAAGGUCUAGCUAGGAACAAGGGUAUUCAGUUUGUUGCUAUUGACCAAACUAGACCCCUCUCUGAACAGGGUCCUUUUGACAUUGUGUUGCAUAAGUUAUCUGGAAAGGAGUGGCGACAUAUUCUUGAGGAUUAUUGGCAAACACAUCCAGAAGUCACAGUCCUUGAUCCUCCAGAUGCUAUUCAGCAUGUGUACAAUCGGCAAUACAUGCUUCAAGAUGUGGCUGACCUGAACUUGUCAGAUGCAUAUGGCAAAGUUGGUGUUCCAAAGCAACUAGUCAUCAAGAAAGAUCCAUCCUCAAUGCCAGAUGCUGUUGCUGCAGCUGGAUUAAGACUGCCGUUAGUUGCGAAGCCCCUUGUUGCUAAGUCACAUGAGCUGUCCCUGGCCUACGACCAAUACUCUCUUAGGAAGCUUGAACCUCCACUUGUUCUGCAGGAAUUUAUUAAUCAUGGUGGUGUUCUCUUCAAGGUUUAUGUUGUUGGUGAAGCGAUUAAGGUUGUCAGGCGUUUUUCUUUGCCUGAUGUUAGCAAAUAUGAGUUGUCUAAAACUGCUGGGGUCUUCCGGUUUCCGAGGGUUUCUUGUGCUGCUGCAUCUGCUGAUGAAGCAGAUCUGGAUCCAACUGUUGCAGGUAGACAUCAUCCUCCCAGAUUGUUGAGUAGUUAUAUGUUUGAUUUUGUGGUGUAAUCCUGUUGUGUUUACAAUUGUCGACUCCUUUCCAUGCAUGAGCUUUUGUAGCCUUUGGCUAUUUCAGUGAUUAUGAUAAUUUAUUUUGAUAUAUUGAUCAAUUGAUGGUCUUAAAUGUAUUUCUAUGUAUUUUGAUGACAAACAACUACACCAUUACAAUGAUGGAUUAUACUCAUAACUGCCGUAAAAUCUUAAAGUCAUUUUGCUUAUUUUAGUGUCAGUAGUAUUUAGAUGCUUAAACGUGGUAGCAGAGGUAAAAAAUAAAAGGUCUAGACCUAGCUAUUUUUUAAGUUAUAUUACCUGUUGCUUUUUUUUU
Molecule: messenger RNA, 1636 nt
Organism: Oldenlandia corymbosa var. corymbosa
Lineage: Eukaryota; Viridiplantae; Streptophyta; Magnoliopsida; Gentianales; Rubiaceae
Source: the annotation of a GenBank genome assembly